Molecule: messenger RNA, 960 nt
Organism: Striga hermonthica
Lineage: Eukaryota; Viridiplantae; Streptophyta; Magnoliopsida; Lamiales; Orobanchaceae
Source: the annotation of a GenBank genome assembly
AUGGCUAGAGGGAGAUUCAAGAAUCGGUGGCCCACUUUUCUGAAGAUCACUGUAAUAUGGUCAAUCUGCGCGCUUACCUUUUUCUGUCUCUUCAAGGUGGCUCUGCGGAGCCCCUCACCUCCUGUGGAUAGUAAUGCCCAUCGGCCCACUGUUGCAAAUUCUUAUACAUAUGCAGAGCAAAGAUCAAUACUUUAUGCGAAAAUGGCGAAAGAGUUGGAUGAGAAAGGACCUGUUUUUCUUAAACAAGGAGAAACUUCUCAGUCUUUAUCCCUCUCAGAUCUUUUCACGCUGAAGAGUGGAAUGCUAACACCUGUGCUGAGGGCUGCUGAUCCUCCAGUACGGGCAAAUGUGUUGCAUUUAAGCGCUCAGUUCUCAGUCCCAAUCUCGAACAUUGUGAAUCAUACCUUCUCCCCAUACUUUGAUAAAGCAAUAUGGUUUCAGGACCCUAACAUAUACCACUUUAGCAUGUUCCACGCCUCACAUCACAUAACACCUGUCCCCGCCACAUCAGCAGAGGUUGAAGGUGAAGUUACAGCUGUAAAAGCUGUUGCAGAUAGUAUCUGCCCUAUCCACAUUGCCCUUAACCGGGUGGUUCUAACUUCAACGGGCGUGUUGCUCGGCUGUUGGCAGGUGGUCUCUGGUGUCGACCCAGUUACUAUCCGUUCUAAAUUAAAAGAUGCUCUUCCACGUGCUCCUCGAAAACAGCUUUAUGAUGAUGUGAUACUUCAUACUUCAUUCGCAAGGCUUCUGGGUUCGCCUAAGAGGUGCACUGAGGAGGAAAAGAAAAUGUCCGAUAUCCAGAUUUUUCACAAACUGGUGGAAAGAGUAAACAGCAAAAUCCAGGGAAUGAAGGCCACAGUUUCGGAACUCUGGUACGUGGAAGAAUACAAUUUGCUUGCGCUUGCUUUAAACGGGAAAAUGAAGAUUCGAAAGUUCGAUUUCGGUUGUUCGGAAGCCUAA